Molecule: messenger RNA, 1527 nt
Organism: Colletotrichum navitas
Lineage: Eukaryota; Fungi; Ascomycota; Sordariomycetes; Glomerellales; Glomerellaceae
Product: TLC domain-containing protein
Exons: 4
Coding region: 90-1439 (449 amino acids)
Biological process (GO): ceramide biosynthetic process
Cellular component (GO): membrane
Molecular function (GO): sphingosine N-acyltransferase activity
Source: RefSeq, a predicted model, not a curated record
AUUCUCUUAAAUCCCUUAGACCCUGCUGGCGUCUGUUUUGAAGCGUUAAGCUUUGCCUAAACUGACUCACUGCCUGGGUCCCUGAAUCGAUGAUGACGGACAAACUCGACGUCAAUAUCGUGUCUGCAGAGGGCGCCAUUGUCACAGUGAAGCCUUCCAGAACCAUACGUACGGAGAGGAAAAGAAGCGAGGACUGCCAGUCGAAGACACUGGCUCAAUGGUUGUUCGAUCACCAAAUUGGGCUCACCUUAUAUGCCGUCACCCCUCUCCUCAUCGCCCAUCUUUGCAUCCCCGGUGCGCGUCCACACACCUCAAAGUUCCUACGGCUCUCAUACUACAACCCGGCCACGGGCAAGUAUGGAGCGGGACAUGAUGACCUCUACUUCGUCGCAUUCUGUGUCAUGCUCGCCAUCGGCAUCCGCGCGGCCUUUAUGCGACACAUCCUCGCGCCCCUCGGCAGGCAUUGGGGUAUAUCGAAGAAGAAGGACGCCACCCGCUUCUCCGAACAGGGCUGGAUGCUGGCCUACUACAGCGUCGUUUGGCCACUUGGAAUGUACCUCUAUCGCAACUCGCCACACUUCCUCAGCUUGAAAGGGCUGUGGGCCGAUUGGCCGAAAAGGGAACUUGAUGGGCUGAUGAAGGCCUACAUCCUGAUACAGUGGGCGUAUUGGGUGCAGCAAGUCGUUUCCGUGAACAUUGAGGCCCGCCGCAAAGAUUACUGGGAGAUGAUUGUUCAUCACGCCAUCACCAUCUCCCUCAUCGCCUCAUGCUACGCCUACCAUCAAACCCGAGUCGGCCACCUGAUUUUGAUCCUUAUGGACGUCAUAGAGCUGAUCUUUCCGCUGGCCAAGUGUCUUAAGUACGUCGGCUUCACCACCCUUUGCGACGUGGUGUUUGGUGUGUUCCUCUGCGUGUGGGUCUGUACGCGUCACGUCUUCUAUCUAAUGGUCUGCUGGAGCGUCUACUACGACCUGCCGCGGAGUUUGGAACUGCCGUGCUUCCGAGGUGCUGCGGAAGACGUUGUAGGCCCUCUUCAGCCCCCGGAGCAAGGCUGGUCCCAUCUCGUUGAGCCAUUCGUAGACCCCAAGGGCACAGUUUGCAUGACCAACGGCAUCACGAAGGGGUUCCUGACCUUCCUCCUCGCUCUCGAGGCCGUCAUCUGCGUCUGGUCUUUCCUCAUUAUUCGGGUGACAAUCCGUGUGUUAAAAGGGGCCUCUGCCGAAGACGUCAGGAGCGAUAUCGAGGAGGAGGAAGAGGAGGGGGAGGAGGUGCAAGUUGUGGAAGACGUCGGCGUAGAGUCCAUUGAUUUGAAGGCCUGGGAACGCCGCACCGCCAAAAGGAAAUCCGGCUUGAGGGCGAGUGGCGUCAGUAUUCAUCUUAGCCAAAGUGACCGGAAGGAACUGCUCAACAGAAUCGGCUGUGAGAAGCAGAUUGAGUAACGGAAAAAGAGCAGUGGUUGUUAUUUUCAUUGGGUGAUUAGCCAAAAGUCAUAUAGGGUAUAUACCAUUUAUUAAUUCCGGAGCGUCC